This is a messenger RNA of Aplysia californica (California sea hare), 4617 nucleotides long. RefSeq names its product probable hydrolase PNKD. The record is from RefSeq and is a predicted model, not a curated record. Gene Ontology annotation, cellular component: mitochondrion. The transcript is spliced from 10 exons. NCBI's taxonomy places the organism in Eukaryota, Metazoa, Mollusca, Gastropoda, Aplysiida, Aplysiidae. Gene Ontology annotation, molecular function: hydroxyacylglutathione hydrolase activity. Bases 187 to 1155 code for a protein of 322 amino acids.
UUUUAUUUAUAAUAUCUCAUAACAACUGAGCCGAAUGCAUCAUCAAUUUCACCUAGAGAUUUGAGUAAAUUUGAUUUUUAUUGUGUUAUAAUAAGAUCAGAUAGUCUUUUGAUAAUUUCAGUAUUUUUUUUUUAAUCUACUGGUGCUUACAGGGUGAGUAGUGCUCAUUAAUUUUCUAUAGGCAGCAUGGCAAAUGCAGGAGGAUGCUUGUUUCGCAUUGGAUAUUAUUUGUACACAAGGACGAGAGUUGGCUACUACUAUCAUCAGAAGGAUAUCAAGAAAGCAAGAGAAAAGUUAGGCGACACUGGGCACUCUGAUAUGAAAGAUUUUGUGGUUGGAAAUUUGAACAUCUUGCCAAUACCUAUGUUAUUGGACAACUAUGCCUAUCUAGUGUCUGACAAGAAGUCCAACAAGUCUGUUCUGGUAGAUCCUGGUCAUGCUGAGGCGGUGCAGAAAGUUCUUGCUCAGAGAAAUGUUGAACCAGAGGCUAUCCUUGUGACCCAUAAGCAUUGGGAUCACAGUGGUGGGAACAAGGAGCUGAAAGAACAAUUUCCUAACAUUCCCAUAUAUGGAGGUUCAAUAGACAAUGUUCCAGAUAGCACAAAUUCCCUCACAGAAGGAGACACUCUUCAGUUUGGAGAUUUAAAUUUUCGUGUUGUGUUCACUCCUGGCCACACUGUGGGUCACAUUGUGUACUUAUUGGAUGGAAGCGUCUUUGGCACAGAUGACUGCUUAUUCUCAGGGGAUUGUCUCUUCUUGGGUGGAGUAGGGAGGAUGUUUGAAGCCCCUCCUUCCACAAUGCUGAGUUCACUAGACAAGCUCCUGACUUUACCCCCAAGUACAAUGCUGUGGCCAGGUCAUGAGUAUGCUAAAGAUAAUUUAGAAUUUGCUGCCCAUUUGGAACCUGAUAAUGAUGAAACUCAGAGAAAGUUAGAAUGGGUGAAGGAGAUGAGGGAGAACAAUGCAAGCACAUGUCCAUCCACGCUUGGAGAAGAAAGGCUUUACAAUCCGUUCCUACGUACGUCUGAAAUGUCGGUGCUGAGAGGUGUAGGGAUGAUGGACAGUGGGGAUUCUACCAAGCCGUCUGAAGAAACGCGUGCAAGAGCGUUGGGUCUUAUUCGAGAACAUAAAGACAAAUUUAAGUAUAAGUUAUAGAAUCUGCUGUAAGGGUUUGUUUUCUUUUUUUUUUCUUCAGUAUGAACAGAAAAGUUAUAUGUAUGCCUUUAUUUGAGUUUACAACAUUGCAUUGAUCCUUACAGGAAAAACGUGCCAUUUCGAGGAUACUGUGUUGAUUUGGGCUUUUGUUGAAAAGGAGAGAAAUGAAGACCAUGUUUUAUUGUUUUAUUGUUUUUUAACACAGCUACUUUUUUAUAUUUGUGACAACUGGGCAUUGAUGAUGUUUGAUGAGUUUUGUCUUUAGUACGAAAUUAUAUGAGUUUUCUUAUUUGCCGCAUUGAGUUUAAAGUUUUCAGAAUGCUUUUGUUUUGCAAUGUGGAUUGCUGUGUUAACUCUCUCUUCAUUUGGAUCACUGAAUAACCACCUAAUGGCGAUACUGUAAGAUGCAAUAUGAGUAGAGACUAAUGGACUUUAGGUUUUUUUCUGUCAAUGUUACAGACUUGCUCUGUUUGGAAAUAUUAAGUAUGUCAUUUUUAUUGCGGAGUGUUUGGAAAUAUUAGUAGGCCCCUAUGUCAUUUUUAUUGAGGAGUGUUUAAACAAUGAACGGAAACAGGAAAGAGGUGGAGGAGACUUCUAAUGCCUUUGCAUUCCUGACAACUUACUCAGUUCAUUAAGAAAUUAUUACUUAUGUAUUGGAUUUAACAUGGAGUGUUUUUGAUCAAAUCAUGGGAACUUAUUUCUACCCAUAGCAUUACCAUUCUAAUACUCAGGGGAGAUAAUAUUUCCUUUAAUUUCCCAGUCGCAAAAUGUCUGAUGGAGAAAAGAAAUUUUCUGUGCCUGUGGCUAGUAAGUGAAUUUUAGAGAAAGAUAUAAUUUUUAACUGUGUUUUACAUGGGGGAAAAUGAGUUGAUACAUGAUAUUUUCUAUGUAAUUUAUUUUUGUGGCAUACUGCUGUUCUCUGUUCUCAUACAGUAAAGAAAAUUUUGUGCUGCACAGAUUAUGCUGGUGAUAGACAUUAACUAAUUUUAUUCUAAAGCCUUUGUUGUUUUUAUUUUUUCCCUGAUUUGGUGCGGACUGAGAGUCUGAAAAAUCCUUCAUAUUCUGACUUUCACCUUUCUUUGUGCUUAUUUGAAUACUGGUUUUGUGUCUUUUUUUUAUUGCAUGAAAGAUGGAGAGAGAAUGGUCUGUGUCUUUGUUGUACUUUGUGCUGCAAAAUGUGUGGCUAGUCCACUCUCUGCACUGUAAGGACAGUUUUCUACAUGUCCAUUUUAUUUUGAUUAAAAUAAUCAUGCAAACCUGCAAUGCCUUGUUACUGUUUCAGGGAUCCACACUAAUUUUUUAAAUUUGUUAAUUUGUAAUAUACACAUGUAGCCAAAAUAGCAUCCCCAGAGACACAUGGGAGAUUGGAAGCAUUGCUAUAAAGUCUUAUUCCAUGUCCAGUACUUGUGUUAUUACUGUCCGGCCCCUUGCAUUAAAAAAAAACUUUUAUGUUCUCUCCAACUCAAAGAUAUACAUGCAAAAGUUGGAGACCCGUUCUUGCUCAAAUUUUGCUGUGAAGUUGGUUUUUCACAAUGUCAAAUGUGUGGUUUAGUUUCCCCUUUGUUUAUGGUCUUUGACUUUUACUGUGUGAUGGCCCGAGGGUACAGAAUUUAUGCACUGUAUAUUUACACUCUUUCUGUCAGUUGUGUUUUUGUAAUGUUUUACCCUGAACCUGAGAUGACUGCUUGGUAAAUCCAGCUUCCUCCAGGGUUAGGUGUAUGGAAUGCCAUCUUUGCAAACAACAAUGCAGGCAGGAACCUGGAACUGGACAAAAUACUUUAGCAUGAGCAUGAGAGACAGCUAUAUAUAUCUGAGGGUUAAUAGGCCGGCUCUGACUGUGCUUUGCCAUAAAGAGUGCCUCGAGAGAUCUGUAUGUAUACUUUGAUUGCAUUCGUUUUGUUUUCUUUGCAGUGAAUUUCUUUGUCUUGAAAUAAAUGAAGUGAUGAGAAGAAUAUCAUUGGCCCACUGGUGAGAUGUACUGAGUCCAAAGUAAAAAUAAAGAAUUUUAUUGCUACUUCUAAAGCUGUGAUACUGGUUGAUAUAUAUAUAUUAUAUUAAUGAAAUAUUAUUCUUUGGUUGAAAUUACAAUUUUAAGUUGAAAAAAAGAAGUGAGAAAAGAUACACAUUAAUGUAGGUACAAUUUGUAAAGGAAUUGGAGUAGUUUUGUUUUCCUCUCUUGAAAAAAUGUUGCCUUCUGGGCUUAGAUGUUAAAACAGUUGAACAGCUUAUUAUCGAUAUUUGUCAUAACAAAGAAAAAAAGUAAGAGCAGCUUUAUUAGAAUCACCUAUUUUUUAGCUGUUCUUUUGAUCUUCAUGUUGAGUCUGCCACUAUAGCGUUCAGUGUUAUCACAUGAUUUACUUUACUUUUUGUAAGAAGAGCUAUUCCCAAAUGUAUUAAACGAGUAAAGGCAUCAGCUUAAACUUAGGUUUAACGUGCUCUGUUCUCUUGCCAAAUUUUCCAGUUCCAUUUCUGUUUACAAAGUUGUUCAAAUUCUUAAAAUGUAGGACUACCUCUGAGCUCAUUUUGGAAUGUUUUUAUGUGCUUUUUUAUUUAUACUUUCAUCUCUUGUGAGUUCCUCAAACAUAGUCAUAACUUUUAAGUUGAAGUUUUAGACCAAGGCUGUUGAAGGAUUAUAUAACCAGCAGGUCAGAGACUACCAGACUUGUACUUUAUUCCUUGUGGUUACUGUCCUUGCCACAAACUUUUUAUAUCUUCUGACUCCACAACUGCCUGUUUACUCCUUAAAUCUCUUUCAACUAAGGUAUUUAGAACUUUACUUAACCCUAUCUGUACACUCUGGGGUCAUUUUUUGUACCCCUGGGGUUGUAUUCUUCACAUUUUAGAAUACUUUUAGCGUGAAGAUCUCUUUGAAACAUUCAGUAUUUCUCAAAAAAUCAUUUUGACAGACUGCUAGCUCUGCAAAGCGUACGGAUCGGCUUAAUGAGUAAGUUUCCUCUUUGGAAAGUGGUGGCACAGAGUUCUCCACGUCGUAUGAAUACGAUAGUGGAUAGGGUUAAGCAGUCGAUAUACAGAGGGUUGAUUUAUUAGCCUCCAUUCCAUGAAUCUGUGAGCUUGAACUUUCUACAGCUUAUUUUUAUCAGGGAACAGAACCAUAUAUAAUAUAGUUAUAUAGCCUUUUCUCAACAAGGUAAUAGAGGGAGGGGUUCAAAAUUGUCUGUUCCCAAGGCAUCUCGUAUAUUACUUUACCACUUACAGUUACAGAUUUAUAGUAUCUUUGUGUAUGACAUAAGUGUACUACAUUUUUUCCUUUAUUCCAUCCAGUAUUUUGGGAAGUAGAUGUUUCACGUACGUAGUCACCACAAACGAUAUGGUGUGAAAAAUUCGGGGUUGAGCGCUAUAUAAAUGUCAUUUAUUAUUAUUAUUAAAAAUGUUAUUCAGUUCUAUUUCAGUGAAAGUUUCAUGUACAUAUUUCAUUUGUUUAAUAAAAACAAACAAAUAUCA